Ciona intestinalis (vase tunicate) is the source of this 4502-nucleotide messenger RNA. The record is from RefSeq and is a predicted model, not a curated record. NCBI's taxonomy places the organism in Eukaryota, Metazoa, Chordata, Ascidiacea, Phlebobranchia, Cionidae.
UCGCGCUUAUCGCGCAUUGGCCUUGAUGUGACGUAACAAUGCAUAUUAUUAUAGGUUAAUCAAUCAAAGAAGAAAAACAAUGAAAAGAUUCUGGAAAAGAAAGCCCGCGAACCCAGUCCUACCACCCCACCAAGUGUUGAAUAUUUAGAACUUGUUCGUUCGGCAUCGAAAGCGAUUUGUAACAAUCGAUAUCAUGACGCAGCGAAAGAUUACAACUUGGCUAUUCAGCUUAUGCUCAGCGUUGGGUCGCAGAUAUCGAUGACGGCGCCUGAGAAGUUUGUUUUAUAUUACGUACGUGGUUCCGCUUCUUUGGAGACGAGGUUACCCGGCGAAAUACGAAGCUCGAUUAAUUAUUUCAACUUUAUCUGCGGUAACGAACGACCCGUCGCAACUUUCAACCACCCGAUGGCGCUAUACGCUAAGGCUCAUGCUCUUUAUUUACUCAAUAAUUUCACGGUGAGCGGUGAAGCAUUACAACAAGCCAAUCAUGUGAUCAAUCGAAGUCAGUUCCGUGGAUUCCUCACUUACCCAGGAACUGACCAAGUUAUUCCGGAAUCAUCUUUGUCAAAACUUUCUCAAUUAAUGAAACAACUAGCGUCAUUGUUACGACACCCCCCAUCACCUAUAGCUGUGUGCAGAUAUGACGACUGUUAUAAAGAAAAUAAAAGAAAAGAAAUUUAUUCAACUGAUUUUAAUUUUGAGGGGUUUGUUCAAGUUUCCUGUCAUUGGAAGUGCGUGAUUUGUUUUCAUAUUAAAUGUUGGACCAAACUAAGGAACGAAACAUACGAGAAAAAAAGAGACAAAGAUGUGUUUACCCAACCAUGCGUAACGGACGGGUGUCGAGGACAAAUUUAUAAGAUUUCUAUUAUUGAUGAAUUUGAACAAAUAAAGAAACAUAAAUGGGAAGGUAAUUUAAUUGACGAGCGAGUUGCUAAGCAACACGUCAAACAAUCGAAGAAUGAUAGAAAUUUUAUAAAACGUCGCAAAUCGAUGAAAGAAGCGAAAGAACGAAAGUUGAAAUGGAGGGAAAGCAACCGAGUCGAGGAGUUACCUGAAGAAAAUAAAGAGCCUGAAGUUUUGAAAGAAAUUCCAGAAAAUAAACCUUUGAAAGUAAUUACAGAGCAAGAUAUAUUGAACGCUCAAGUGUUGAGGAAAGAUGAGAAAGAAAUUGAAACGACGACCAAAACCGUUAAGAAUAAAAAGAACAAACAAAAGAAGAAAGGUGCUGUAAGUCUACGGGAUUUUCUUGGGGGAGGAAAUAUUACAAGUGAACAAGCAUUUGAAAUAAGUGAAAAUGAAAAAUUAUUGAUGGAUAUAUACUCUUACUUUGAAGAUUUCUUUUCCCACAACGGCCCAAUGCAUGUCACCAAUGCUUUACUUAUACAACAAAUAUUCCAUCUCCCAAACAACAUGCGCUCGUGCGUCUACCAACAUAAUGGGAUUAUUUCAUUUCUUAAAAUGAAUCCACGAAAAUUCUGUCUUGUGAGGUCAUACAUUGGAUUGUUACGUCACGAAGAACAAUUGUUUAAACUCGCCGAUAUUGACGAUGAAUUGUUGGCUGCUCAGGAAAGCAAACUACUGGCUGAGAAUAUGAUGUUGGAUUCACUGGACACCUUUGGAGGAAAUUCAGAUUUUGCUCGAGAUUUGUAUCAAGUUGGGGACAUUCCCUUAGAUAAGAUUGUCGACAUAACAGGGAUUCCCCCGAGUGAAAAUCCCCCUCAAAGUAACAAAACGGGGGUUUCCCCUCCAGAUUACUCUGAUACAGAAAGUCAACCUGUUUUAAACGAAGCGGGCCCCCCACCAAACCGUUUGCUUUCAUGGACCAAACUAUCCGAUGACCAAUUCAUGGCCAAACAAAAAGCUGUGGGCGAGAGUUCCCCUUAUGUAAGCAAUCCUACUGGGAAUCUCCCUUUUACGGAUGCCAAUGUGGAAAAAGUCUCCAAUAGAAAUCCCCCUGGUUUGACCUUACCAGCUAGAAUUCCCCCUGCUGGGAAUCCCCCUGUUGUAAAAUCCCCUGCUGGGAAUCCCCCUGUUGUAAAAUCCCCUGCUGGGAAUCCCCCUGUUGUAAAAUCACCUGCUGGGAAUCCCCCUGUUGUAAAAUCACCUGCUGGGAAUCCCCCUGUUGUAAAAUCCUCCGCUGGGAAUCCCCCUGUUGUAAAAUCACCUGCUGGGAAUCCCCCUGUUGUAAAAUCACCUGCUGGGAAUCCCCCUGUUGUAAAAUCACCUGCUGGGAAUCCCCCAGUUGUAAAAUCCCCUGCUGGGAAUCCCCCUGUUGUAAAAUCACCUGCUGGGAAUCCCCCUGUUGUAAAAUCACCUGCUGGGAAUUCCCCUGUUGGAAAAUCCCCCGCUGGAAAUCCCCCUGUUGUAAAAUUACCUGCUGAAAAUUUCCCUGUUGUAAAAUCACCUGCUGGGAAUCCCCCUGUUGUGAGUGACAAUUCACUUUCGAAUAAAAUGGACGAAUAUUUGGGAAGUUCUAUUCCACAGACAUCAGGCGCCUUGUCAAUAGACGGGGUUACGAUUUCCCCUCCCCCCAACCUUCCUACUAGUGGUGGUAUCAACGCUACAAAGCUCCUGGACCCUUCCUCAGGCACGCAACCACCACAAGAUGACCCAAAUAUUAUAAAAGCUUUUAACCUAAGUGGUGGAAGGGGUUUGUUCCAAGACACAAUCAACAUAAACACUUCUGAUGUCGCCCCUGUGCCAGAUGAUGCGAACCUCCCGUUCAAAAGAGACGGAAACACAAAGUUUUUCUACGUCAAGAAAAAGAAAACAAGCAAAUAUGUUCAAGCUACAAUGACGAGCAGCACACGAGGGGUUCAAACAAAGAUCAUUCCUUCGUAUGAAGCUGCUAUUCGUAAACUGGAUGAUGAAAAGUUUAUGUUGCAGAACAGGCUAGAGGAAGUAAAUGAUAAAUUCACACGCCUCACGAUGACAUCACGCACGGAGACCACGACAGCCAAUAAGAAGAUAGCAGAGUUGGAGGGAGAUUUGAAAUCAGCCAAUGAGAGAGCAGCAUUGGCAACUCAGCAACUGGAGGGGGAGAAUCGUAAAAUAACGAAGGAUCGGCAAACGUGGAUGGACUCGAUCAAAAUUAUGAAGAAACAAGUUAAGGAUGCUCAAGACGAGGCUCUUCAACUCCAUCGUGUGGUGGAAGAAAAGGAAAAAGAAAUUUUGAAUUCUCGUCGAAAGUUGUCGUCGUUGACGUCAGAGUCGACGAAAUUAACAGGAGAUCGCGAGAAGUUGACGAGGUUGCUCGAUGACGAGAAGAAGCGCACGAUGGAGGCAGAGUUACAAACAUUGGAAACAAAGGAGAAUCUCGGACUUCGUGUUUUGGUGAAAGCUCGUAGCGAUUGUCAUAAGAUAUCUAUGGAUAUGGAAAGACUAGCAAGGCAAUGCGUGGAGAACGCCACUAUAUAUCGCGAGCUUGGUGCAGGGUAUAAUAUAUGGAGAUCAAACAUGGAGGCUUGCUCCUCGCUUAUAAAACAAAUCAAUAAACAGUUCGCUGCACAAUCGGAGCAGAUAAGGAGUGGGGUUCCACUGAAGGAUUUACCCGAGAUCCAAAUACCCAACCCCCCGCCCCCAGGUCCCAUGCCACAACAAAUAAUGAUGAGGUUAAGAAUAACGGGCCAACCCCUCAACCUACAAGCCUUGUCACCCAAAGAAACCGGGGAACCCCCAGCCCCACCCAUGCCAACCCCAAGAGUGGAAAGUCCCCGAAGUAGCGGGUCACCCCGGCCCCCACAACGACCCAUCGGGACGGGGAAACCCCAACCCAGGAAUCUCCAACCUAACAACAAUCAACAAAACAACGAAGCAACAGCAGCGCCACCUAAGGGAAGUUUCGAGCGCAUAAUGAUCCAACUUUCGACGUUGUUUCCGAACACUGCAAGACAAGACCUUGCCCUCUGCAUAAAGGAAGUUCGGCAAAACAACAACAAUUCGUUAACCGGUCUCUCUCUUGAUGACAUCAUAAAGCAAGCUUCCAUUGUUCUUCAUAAGAAGGGGAUUGUUCGGUCACAAAGUGGGGCGUCGGCUCCUCAUAACGGUGGGGCGUCGGUCCACACAUGGAAACCACAGCUACAGACAACGUACCGAGGCAACGAUGACGACGAACCUUGUGUGAUCUGCCAUGAAGCUUUGCAUGCGUUGACUGUUCAUAAACUUAAGUGUGGACAUGUAUUCCACAACGAUUGUUUACGACAGUGGUUGUCGCGUAAUCGAACUUGCCCGACGUGUCGCGGUCAUGCCAUUGAUACGUCAGAAUAUCCUGCAUUGUCAUGAAUGGUUGUGAGUAUGACGUAACAAUGACACUUGUACAUACACGUAAUAGUUGAGUUGGAAGGGAUGACGUAGACCUUGAUGACGUCACUUUACCACAAUCGAGUUUUACGAAAAAAUGAAGAUUUUAAUUUUUUACAAUUUUAGACGUAGUGUUUUAAUAGUGUGACGUAAUAAUUAUGAUCGUUUUUAAAGUGUGACGAAAUAAAGUGAAUUAAAAUGAA